Molecule: messenger RNA, 2730 nt
Organism: Closterium sp. NIES-65
Lineage: Eukaryota; Viridiplantae; Streptophyta; Zygnematophyceae; Desmidiales; Closteriaceae
Source: the annotation of a GenBank genome assembly
AUGCCACUAACGAGUCCGAUCAUUGACUUGACGCUAGAGGGGAGCGACACGUCUGACGUAGAGCAUGCACGGGCUGACGUUAGCGCCGCCAGAGCUGACUUGGAGAACACUGGGGCUGACGUAAGCGAUACAAGGACGGGCGUGGAGGAGUCUAGAGUCCCCAUGAACAUGGAAAGUACAAGGGCUGAUGGCGUGGAGCAGUCAACGGCUGACGUGGAAACGACAUCGGCUGACGUGGAACAGUCAACGGCGGACGUGGAAGCGAAGAGAGCCAAGGUGGACGAGGCAAGGACAGACGAGCAGACCAGAGGGGGCGGGGAGGCUAUGAGUGGUGUAGGGGCGGAGACACGGGAUGAGCGCGAGGAGCGAGCAGGUGAGGCGACGGCAGGCAAGACAACGUCAGGUGGUGAAAUGGCAAUGGGGGCUGCGGAGUACGCUGGGGCGAGGGAAGGGGAGAGGGGAGCGGAUGGGGCGGAGAAGAUUGGCAAAGGGAGGAGAAAGAAAGGACGCCGAGAGGGGAGAGGAGAGGAGGAGGGGACGAUGACAGUGGCAGGCGAGGGACAGGCGGAGGCGUUGGAGGGCGGGCAGAAUGAAAACCAGGAGGACGGGCAGGAGAGGAAAAAGAAAAGGAAGAAGAAGUCGAAGGGCAAGGGAGCAGAAGGAGCAACGGGCGAUGGCGCAGCAGCGAGUCAACUGCAGGGCGACCAGUCGGAACCCCAAGGGAAGGCCCAGUCAGAGCCUCAGUGGAAAUCGGAAGCAGCAGGCGAGGCAGGGGGGGAGGCAGGCGGGGAGAGCGUGGAGAUGCGGCGGCUGUUGCGGCUGCCACGUUACUUCACACCGGCCGAGGGGCAGCACCAGUGCUACCUCUGUGGCCUCGUGCUCGCCGGGCCCCUUCCCCACGUCUGCCAGGGCGUGCAGCAGGGGGACGGGGGUGAAGGGGGAACUGGGGGAAGGGCGGGGGAGGGCGAGGGCGAGGGGAGGGUGUGCUGCGUGUGUGGGGGGUUGGGGCAUUUGGAGCGGCGGUGCCCCGAGAGGGUGAUGUGUGUGCGCUGUGGGCAGCCGGGCCACGUGGUCAGGCACUGCCCCUCCCGCACGUGGACCCGGGCGCAGGUGGCGGCUGGUGAUGGCGGGCGCAAGGGCGCUCACGGUGGCGGUGGUGGUGGGGGUGGUGGGGGUGGGGAUGGUACGGUUGCUGCUACUGGCGAUGGUGGCACUGCUACUGGCGAUGGUGGCACUGCUGCUGGCGAUGGUGGCACUGCUGCUGCUGCUGCUGCUGCUGCUGCUGCGGGCGGAGAGAAAAAGGCUGAGGUUGAUGAGGGGGCGAAGGCGGAGGGGGAGGGCGCGCAGAGGGGAGGGAGCGAAGGGGGGGCAGCGGAGUGCAUGCGGUGUGGUGGGGAGGGGCACGUGUUUGGGGAGUGCUGGCAGCCGUAUGACCCCGCUGACCUGGCGAGGGUGCAGUGCCACGUGUGCCUGCAGUGGGGUCACCUGGCGUGCGCUGACCUGGCAGACCCGCCGCCCAAGCCGUCGUGCUGCUGCUGUGGCGCCAGGGGACACCACGGCGAGGUGAGCGGCAGCAUGAAGGAGUGCCCCUCUGCUCGCCAUUUCAACUCCUUCAACUUUGCUUCACACAGCCCCGCCACCAGAUACAAGACAGCAGGUGCCGAUUCGCCUGCUGCUCACCUGAGGGCAGCGGGUGCGGGCAGGGGGGCGGAGGGGCGGCGGUGCUUCCGGUGUGGCGAGGCGGGGCAUUUGAUUAAGGACUGCCCCAAGACGUUUCGCAGGGGGCGGGGCACGCAGGAGGAUGAGGGGGAGGAGGGAAGUGGAGACGCAGAGGGGGGUGGGGGAGAUGGGGGGAUUUGGGGGAGGGGAGGGAAGAAGCGCUUUGUUAAGGCUCAGCUGAGUAGUGAUGAUGAAGAGGAAGAGAUGGAUGGUGGUGGUGGUGGUGGUGGUGGUGACGGGGAUGACACGAGGUUUGUGGGGUAUGAUGACAGUGAUGAUAGUGGGGAGGAUCGUAUCAAGGAUAGUAUCAUGAUUGCCGCCCGCUUUGACACCGGGAGAGGCGGCAAACGGCAGCAGGGGCAGAGAGGGCUGUGGGGGCGGAAGGGGCAGCAGGGGCAGAGAGCGCAGCACAAGCGGUUCUGGGACAGUGAUGAUGGUAGCCACGGCAAUGGCAACCCCGGUGGCCAUGAGUAUGAGGAGGAGGACGAGGAGGGUGGGUGGAGGAAUGUGAGGGUGGCAGGGCAGGUGGAGAGGAAGAGACGUGGGGGUUGGGAGGAGGAGGGGGAUGACGGUGCUGGGCGGGGUGGGAAGAGAGGGAAGCGGCAGCAAUUUGAGGGGGGUAGGUCUGCUUGGGAUGAGGAUGAGGAGGAGGAGGAGCUUUGGGGAGGAGGAGGGGGGAGGAGGGGGGGCAGAGCGAGCAACGGGAAUUUCGGGGAGGAUGGAAAGGGUUGGGGGGGUGAGAGGGAGAGAAAUGCAGAGGGGUGGAGUGGAGCGAAAAAGGGGAGGUGGCACAAGGGUGGUGGCGAGGCGAGGGCUGCAUGGGAGAUGGGGACAGGGGGCAAGCAGGGAGGCUCACAGGGGAAGGGCGGAGGGAGCAAGAAGGAGAAGGGGGCAGGAAAGGGAGGGUGGGCGGGCAGCAAGCACUUGAGCGGUCAGAAGAGGAAGCGCAACGAGGGGAAGAAGGGUGGCAACGAGGGGAAGAAGGGUGGCAAGCCCAGGUGGACGGGAUGA